CUGGUGGAGAAACACAUGAGGCCGAACUCCGCGUGGAGCAAAUCUCAACUAUCUUCUACUUCACAGACUGAGAAAAAGAACACGUACAUUCUGACUCUGGAUGGAGACACUGAAUUCCAGCCAUCUGCCGUGACUCUGCUGAUCGACAGACUGAGGAUACCUGGAGUUGGAGCAGCUUGUGGACGGAUACACCCAUCGGGGUUUGGUCCGAUGGUGUGGUACCAGAAGUUUGAAUAUGCCGUCAGCCACUGGCUCCAGAAGACAGCUGAACACGUGCUGGGCAGUGUGCUGUGCAGUCCAGGUUGUUUCAGCUUGUUCAGAGCGGCGGCCCUAAUGGAUGAAAAUGUUGUGAAAAAGUUUGCGAUGAAGCCCACAAAUGCAAUGGAGUAUCUACAGUUUGAUCAAGGUGAAGACCGCUGGCUUUCCCUCCUGCUGCUGCAGCAAGGCUGGAGAAUCGAAUACUGUGCAGGAUCCGACUCCUACACCAACGCCCCUCGGGAUUUCAAGGAGUUCUUCAACCAACGGCGGCGCUGGGAUCCAUCAAAAAUAGCAAAUGCCACUGAGUUGUUGGGUAAUGGAUUUGCAGCUUCAAGGAAAAACCCAUCCGUUUCAAAACCAUUUCUCCUCUACCAGAUCUUAUACUUGAUGGCAGCUCUUGUGGGGCCAUCUACCAUCUGUUUUCUGAUUGCAGCUGCUCUGUCGUUCUUCACUGGGUGGAAUUACAACAGGUGCCUGAUAGUUUCAAUGAUCCCUACAAUAAUUUACCUCAUUAUCUGCUUCAUGGCAACACCCGACACUCAGAUCACAGUGACAGCUGCCCUUACUGUCGUUUAUACCCUGGCGAUGAUUGGCAGAGUUUGUACCGCUUUUAGCAUAAUAAUCUUUGAAGGAACAAUCGUAUCACCAAUUGGUAUUUUCAUUACUGCCCUUGUACUCCUUUACUUCAUCACUGCACUGUUGCACCCAACUGAAUUGCCUCUUGUUCUGUAUGGACUGCUGUAUCUCCUUUGCAUUCCCACUGCCUCCAUGCUGCAACCAAUUUACUCCCUGGCAAACUUGCACAUCACAUCUUGGGGAACGAGAGAGACCAGGGCAAAGGAGCAAAAUGGAAGCGCACCCAAGGAUCGCCACCUGAAAUACAAAAUAGGUCGCUGGUACCUUGAAUGGGUAAUUCAUGGAGAGAAAGCUCAGCAUCCCACUAAAGAGACGAUUGAAAGUGCAACUGAAACAAAUGGAGUCCCAGUGGAUCUGGACUUGCCAGUGGAAAACUGCUGGGUCUCUGAGCUGAAUGAAACAACAUUCUUUACUGAAGAUUCCCUGGAAGAAGAUGAAACUUUAUUUUGGAGUCAAUUUAUAGAGCAGUAUUUGAAAUCGGUCCUUGAAGAUAAAUAUUCCUUGAAAAGAAUAAAGAAAGAAUUCCUGACUCUCAGGAACAAGGCUAUCUUCAUGUAUUUGAUGAUCAAUGUGCUCUGGCUGGGAGGAACAUUUCUCCUGCAAUUAACUACUGAUGGAAUCAUCAGCACCAAAAUCAUAAUCAAUGGAACAGUUGUGGAGGUUCCAGUCCUCCAGAUACAACCGGUGUCAUUUGCCUUUCUAGUCACCUUUGCAAUUUUAAUCUUCAUUCAGUUUUUGGCGAUGCUGUACCACAGAAUCUACACCUUCAUCCACUUGAUAUCACCCAGUUCAACAAAUGUGCCUCAGUCACACAACAAAGAUAUUUGGUCUCAGGCUACAGAAGAGAUGGUAAUAGACGUGGAAGAAACAUUUGACUAUGCCCGUAAGUCCAGGUGCUACUGAAAUGAGUGAGGACGCCAAGAAAAACAGAUCAAGGACUUAGUUUGGUCGUAAUGGCAACUGAAGCAUCAGCAACUACUAUGACUCAGACUGGCUCAGGAAUUAACCAUCAUCUAAUAAGACAUUGUUUAUCAUUAGGUUCACCAACUUUAAGAACGCUGUAGGAUUCCAACAGGUAUACACCAUUAAGGAACAGUUUGCAUUUACAAUCUUUACGAACCAAGUUGAGAUUGAGAUCAACUGGGGUUUUAACCAAAGUGUCAAUACAAAGAAGCAUUGCUACCAAGGAUUUGAAACCAUCAAAACACACCAGAAAUUGUGCUCUGGUAAUGCCUGAGUCUCCAGGUCCAGCACAAUAAUGAAAAAUAUUUUAUAAUUAUCGUCUUGUAAAUUAAGUCUCAUUAAGUGUAUGCCGUUUAUAAUGCACCAAUUCAUGACACUAUCUGGCAUCGUUCAAUAACUCCAUCAAUAACCUUUUCAUGAAAGCAAAGGAAGAGCUACUGUAUGUGUAUGGCUAAGAAGUGUUGGCACAGGCUUUUCUUAAGGGCCUGUCCCACUUGGCGACUGUCGGCAUCAUUGACUGACGUAUCAGGUCACCGAAAAACUUGCGGCGGGGUGCGACAUGACGCGCCGUGAUGAUGCAUUGACGCGCGGUGCUUCCUCAAGUGUCACAACAUUAUUUUUGUCGCCGAUGGAUUUUGAAAUGUUCAAAAUCUUUCGGCGACCCUGAUACGUCAGUCAAUCACGCCGGCAGUCGCUGAAAAAAUCGCCAAGUGGGACAGGCCCUUUACUGAUUAAAAAAUAAACUAUUAUCAAGAUAGAGAACAGAUUUAUUCCAGGUGGUUAUGUUAUUUCUCGUUUAUUUGAAAGAUAUUGUCAAGCUUGAAAGUGUUCCGAAAAGAUUUACGAGGAUGUUGGCAGGACUAGAGUGUGUGAGCUAUAGGGAGAGGUUCAGUAGGCUGGGUCUCUAAUCCAUGGAGCAUUGGAGGAUGAAGGGA
Molecule: messenger RNA, 2792 nt
Organism: Amblyraja radiata (thorny skate)
Lineage: Eukaryota; Metazoa; Chordata; Chondrichthyes; Rajiformes; Rajidae
Product: chitin synthase chs-1-like
Biological process (GO): chitin biosynthetic process
Cellular component (GO): cell septum; cell periphery
Molecular function (GO): chitin synthase activity
Source: RefSeq, a predicted model, not a curated record